AUGAGAGGCAUGUCACCACCACCCCUCCCUCCAAAGUCGAGCGGCCUGCCCUCGGUCGGCAGGGGCCAUCUGCGCAAACGCUCGCUGCAAGCAUCCAACACGGCCGCCGAGGUCGAGAGUCUGAUGGCUGGCCACGGCGCGAACGACAUCAAUCUCCGCAGUCCUCGGUCCGCCGAUGACACCGUUGUCGAGUUCGGCGAGGACGACCAAGACAUCUACCUCCAUCAUGUGUCGGACAAGUACAAGCACGGUGACAAGGGUUUUGGCGACGAGGACGACUCGGCGGCCAAAAAUCCGAGGAAUCCGGGGCAUCUCAUGUGGCAGGACAAGCAACUCAACAAGCGGCGUAAGAAUGGGGCAAGGUGUCUGGGCACAUUCUUGUUGAUCAUCAGCGCCUUUUUUGGAUGGAUCAUCGGCAUCGUGGCGCCGCCCCGAUCACUCAAGCAUGCUCAGCUGAGCAGCGGCCGCGGGAAUGCUUUGAACGAUGUCUUUGACCUCGUCUCGGGCCAGGAGCACUCUUAUUCGGCGCCGUGAGUCGCUCAUAUGCCUCGGACUGCCAUUACGGACUCUCGCUGAUUCAUCAUCCUUUUUUGGGGGGGUUGUCUUUUCUCUAGCCCGAGUUGUAACCCCUACGACGAAUACGGCAUCCUGAACAUUAGCACGAACAUAGCAGCCGAGAACGUCUGGCAGCCGAUCGCACCGCGCGAAUCGUGCCAGCCCAUUGACUACAUGCUUCUGUUCAAGGAGGCCAUUGAAAGUGGCGAGACCUCGGAUGCUGUCUCGGAGGAGUUAGCUUUUGCGGUCAAUCGAACAGUGGUUAUCUAUGGCGAUUCAGUCGAUCGAGAGUGAGUCCGAUUGGCAACAGGCUGUAGUCUAGCGCUUUCUCGGAGUAUAUGAGGGGCUAAAGGCAGAUCCGUCCCGCACGCGCAGUCACAAUGUUCACUUUUGCUCGCUCGUCGGAGGCUACCUCGAAAUGAUCGGUGUCAACCACACACUGUCUCCUCCGUAUCCCCCUGGUGAUGAGAUCCCCCCCGAAGGCUGUACGUUACCUGAGCAACGUGUGUUUGGUGAUCCCUACAUUCUGACCGAGGCACUUGACAUUUUACGCAGAUAAAAAUUUUGCGACAGGUGCCCGUGAAUGGCCUGAAUUCGACCAGUCUCGACCGUACAUCUGCCACGUCGGUCACCUUGGCCUGCGCAUCCUCAGCGUCUUCCACUAUGGCUUCCGCGGCCGAACCAAGAUGAUCGAAAGCCACCCCCAUUUCUACCCACCUGCCACAAUCGAGGAGCGCUUCGACCAGAUUGUCGUUCCUCUCGUCCACAACUUGGCUGCGAAGCACAACGUUUCGGCGACGCCGGACCUCGUCUCCUUCACACCAGGGUACUGGGGUCUGUUGCGUCAGGCCGUUUCGGACGACAAGAUGUUGCUCGAGGCGAUCAAGAACGGCACGGCCGCCGAAGAAGCGCAAGCAAAGUACGACGUGUGGCGAACGAUGAGUCCUGAUCAACGCGAGUGGAACCGAGAGCGGAUGAACGCUGUCCUUCGUCACAUUGGUCGAGGGUGGCUUGAUACGGCCAAGAAAGCUUCGGACGGCGCUGCUCUCACGCCGAGGAUUCUGUGGCGAGCCCUCCACCACAUCAAGGAGCAACACAAUCUACCGUACAACCGUGUGCAAGCCGUCGACCAGAUAGGGCGAAGCGUCGUCCAACAGCUCAUCGCCGAGGGUCGAGCCGCCGUGGCGGGAGCGCAAAUCUGGACGAGUUGGAUCGCGAUGCUGAAAAACUCAAUCAGCGGCACGAAGCCGGACAUCAUUGCUAGCGAAGAGAUCAAGCUCGGUUCGGAGGAGGAACAGAAAGAGGCACUCAAGAUGGGCUACGCCCAUCGGCUCAAGAUUGAUGAGUGGGGGGCGUUGAUGAUCGGGCAAGAACGCUACUUCCGCGACAACGUCCACCCGCUGCCGCUGCCUGGAUCGUACCUCUAUGGCAACAUGUUGAUGCAACAGCUGAAAAUGCUGGUCGAAGAAGAGGACUUGCUGGUGCCGAUCCAGAAGCAAGUUGUCGCGCCGAUCAGAGGGCCUUGA
This is a messenger RNA of Microbotryum saponariae, 2081 nucleotides long. The record is from the annotation of a GenBank genome assembly. Lineage: Eukaryota; Fungi; Basidiomycota; Microbotryomycetes; Microbotryales; Microbotryaceae.